UGUACCGUAAACCACAUCAGCGAUAUUGUGACUUGUUGAAACUGAUAUCUGCGAAAUUAUGUGGAAGUGUAAUUUAACAGUAGUUCUUAUUCUUGUCGUCUGCAAGGCAAUCUGUGAUGGAAGGAAGGAUAUUCAGAAUGAUCACAAACACUGGAAGGCAGAUAUCGACGGUGGGAGAUUGAUGGAUUCAGUUGUUAAGGCGUGUCCAAGGGUUGUAACCCGUGAAGAGUGGGGUGCUAGACUGGCCAAGGAUAGGUCAGACAUGGCAACUCCGGUUCCCUUUGUGAUAUUACAUCACACCUAUAUGCCAGAAUGUUUUACCUUUGACGAAUGCUGUAAGAUGAUGCGAUCCAUACAGGAUUUCCACAUGGACGUCAGGGGAUGGGACGACAUCGCAUAUUCCUUCCUGGUCGGCGAAGACGGUUUGGUAUACAGAGGUCGAGGAUGGGACACCGUGGGUAGUCAUGCACCCUGGUAUAACUUCAGAUCAUUAGGCAUAUCUAUCAUGGGGAAUUUUACAACGAAGCUUCCGAACCAGAAGGCAAUAGAAGCUGUCGAUGAAAUCAUUAACUGUGCCAUUGUAAACAAUAAACUCAAGUCUGACUACAUUCUCUAUGGUCAUCGCCAAGCUACUCCAAACAGGACCUGCCCAGGCCAGGCUCUUUUUGACAUGAUCCAAACUUGGCCUCACUGGAAACCCGGAGACCAUUUUCCACCAAAGCAGUGACAGACAAAAAAAAAUACAACUUCUUAUUAGGCUUAGGUCAUCGUGUUCACUUCCGUAACGACGAUCAGACUAUUUAAUAAUCAAAGAACAUAAAGAAUUUCUUUCUUAUGUAUUUUCUCCAGAAACUUAACGCUUCUCUCCUUUAGCAAAUUAUGACUGAUAUCAAUAGAAAAAUUAUAUUUUGCAAACUGUACACUUCGUGAGAGUAUGCCUGAGUAUUUUUUUUACUGAUAUUUAUUGACUUUCAAUAAGAAAAUUGUAAAUAAAACCAUCCUACGCAGACAUCGGAAAUCAUUUGAAAUUUUUAGUUAUUAACACUUUAAAAAUAAAUCACAGAGUCAUACUUAGUGCAAUAGGAGUUUAUAAAAAAUAUAAUAAUAAUAGCUUGAUUUAUAUAGCAUUUUUAUCAAUUCUGUUUUAUCUCCAUGGUACUUGAAUUCAAUUUAAAGAAAAUAUACAAAUAGGCCUUUUUAUAAAGAAUUAUGACAAAUAACAAUAAGAUAUUACUGUUUGACUCAAAGCUGCACCAAAUAAAACCAACAACUUUCGCUUUUAAAUGCACUAUUUAAAACAAAAUUUACGGAAAUAUGAUAUAGCUAUGUAAUGAAUAAGGUUUUAUAUGAAAUUUUGCUAUACUACAUAUAUAAUACGAGUUGAUGAAUAUAUAUAUUUUUUUUUACUUUUCAGUGAAUACAUAUUCUGUCAAUUUUUUAAUAUAGUAAUUCGUAAAAUUUAAAACUGAUUAUGUUUGCGUAAUGUCAAAACUGUCAAAAUAAAAAAUCAAAUUAAAACAAUUUUAUUCUC
Molecule: messenger RNA, 1531 nt
Organism: Lytechinus pictus (painted urchin)
Lineage: Eukaryota; Metazoa; Echinodermata; Echinoidea; Temnopleuroida; Toxopneustidae
Product: peptidoglycan-recognition protein SC2-like
Exons: 7
Coding region: 59-727 (222 amino acids)
Biological process (GO): peptidoglycan catabolic process; detection of bacterium; defense response to Gram-positive bacterium
Molecular function (GO): zinc ion binding; peptidoglycan immune receptor activity; peptidoglycan binding
Source: RefSeq, a predicted model, not a curated record